This is a messenger RNA of Anopheles merus, 1803 nucleotides long. RefSeq lists its product as uncharacterized. NCBI's taxonomy places the organism in Eukaryota, Metazoa, Arthropoda, Insecta, Diptera, Culicidae. The record is from RefSeq and is a predicted model, not a curated record. The transcript is spliced from 2 exons. The coding region runs from base 1 to 1803 and encodes 600 amino acids.
AUGGUGGUACAGCAUUGCUACUGCAGUGCUGGCAUGCUUAUUCCGCUGGUCGACGCUGUAAGCGCAACGGAGCAUCUGCAAGCGCCACUGAAGCAGCAUUUUCAGUAUCCCACCUUUCCUGUUAACUUUCGGGCUGAGAGUAGUGAGAAUGGCACCACCACCACACGCGAACUGUUUGAAAUUAACGAACUGAUGCGCGAAAACAGUGGCUGGCUGAUCGGUACGGUGAGUGGUCGGUUGCCGAUCGUCACCAACCCGUACGCUUCGUUCUACAACGUGUUCUUCGCCGACGGGUACGAUGCAAUGGGGAAGAUUUUGCAAUCCUUAAACUACACGGAUUACGACCCAACCGGGCGUUGCCUGUUGGUGAUAAAUGCCGCAUACGAAACGGACCACAUGGUGCAGCUAAUGGCCAUCCUCUGGCAGCUUCGAAUGGUAAACGUGGCUGUGAUAGUGCAGGAAGCUGCAACGGACACGGACAGCUACCGUGCCUACAGCUACGAUCCGUACCGCGAGGGCAAGUGUGAACUACUGGAACCGCUGCUGCUGGAUCAAUUUGUGGCCGGCCGGUGGCAAAGCUUGCACCGUUGGUACCGGGACAAGUUGGAGAACUUUCACGGCUGCAGCCUGUCGGUGGGUACGUUCGCGGCCAAACCGUACUCGAUGGUACGGCGGGACGGGAACGCUACGAUCCGCUACGGCAUGGAGGUGUCGAUUGUGGAGAACGUUGCGCGCUGGUUCAACUUCACGAUCGACUACCGCAGCCCGGCCGGUACGGUGAAGUGGGGCAUCAUCCGGGCGGUCAACAGCACCGGCAUGAUGGGCAUGAUACAGCGCAACGAGGUGGCGUUCGGCUUCGGCUGCAUGGGCUACAACGAGUACCGCAAUCGGUAUCUGACCGUGGGCCUGCCCAGCUUCAUCACGCAGCUCAGCAUGGCUGCACCGCCGGCGCGACCGUUCACGUGGCUGGAGAAGCUGUUCGCACCGUUCACGCUCGGGGCUUGGCUGUGCAUUGCGCUGUGCUAUGCGGGCUACCUACUGCUGACCGUGCUGGUGUUCGACUCGCGCCUGGUCACCACGGUGGAACACUUUCGCAACCCGGCGUACAAUGUGUGGGUGAUGCUGAUGGGUGGACCGUCGCGCCCCGUCCGCCAGACCAGCAUCCGGCUGUUCCUGGCGGGCUUCAUGCUGAACGCGCUCGUCAUACGCACCAUGUACCAUUCGGCGAUGUUUGAGCGGCUGCAGGCGACGACCACGCUGGGCAGUGAUCUGAACACCUUCCAGCAGAUAAAUGACGCGCACAUGCUGUACUACAUGUACAUUACGACAUCGUUCUACGUCAAGGACAAUCCGCUGGUGCAUGGCAGAAUACGCAUCCUUUGGGACGAAACGGAGGACUGGGACGAGGUGAUGUACAACAUUUCGCACUACAGGCUGAAGGGCGUGUUUGUGAUACCGCUCGAUGCGAUCGAGUACUACGUGAAAAACGUCGGCCAGCGCGGUCUGGUCUACGUGAGCAGCCACACCAGCAUCAACUACAAUCCGGGCUUCGUGUAUCCGAAAGCUUCCCCGCUGACGGAACCGUUCAGUGCGAUCAUCGGCCGGUACCAGGCGGCCGGACUGAUUCCCAUCUGGCGGGAACAGUUCCGCGACACGCGGUACUGGAACAACGCCAAGCAGCACCCGGAACCGAUCAGUCUGCACUGGUCGCACCUGUCCGGUGGGUUCUAUCUGUGGGCGUGCCUGCUCGCCCUAUCCUCGCUGGUACUGGUGGGAGAGCGAAUAGUGAGCCGUAGGAAAUGA